AUGUUUUAAAAAAAGAAAGAGAUGAAAAUAAUGAUGGUUUCGAAUAGAAAUAUGAUAGAGGAAAUAAAGCAGUAUAUUUAAAAUAAGUUUGAUAUAAUAAUUAUUUGUAAUAGAUAUGAUGACAUUUUGAAUAGUAAAAAAAUGAGAGAGUUAGAUAAGGCAGAAUAGUCCAUAAAUUGA
This is a messenger RNA of Paramecium sonneborni, 180 nucleotides long. The record is from the annotation of a GenBank genome assembly. Lineage: Eukaryota; Ciliophora; Oligohymenophorea; Peniculida; Parameciidae.